Pectinophora gossypiella (pink bollworm) is the source of this 2973-nucleotide messenger RNA. RefSeq lists its product as uncharacterized. The transcript has 18 exons. Lineage: Eukaryota; Metazoa; Arthropoda; Insecta; Lepidoptera; Gelechiidae. Bases 1 to 2904 code for a protein of 967 amino acids. The record is from RefSeq and is a predicted model, not a curated record.
AUGCCUAAAACCGAAAAUGAAGCUUUGGUUGAAGUUCGAGCAGUGUUUAUCAACUGCGAGACAAGUGUAUACGGGCUGUACAACGACAUCUCACGGUUCCAACGACAGGAGCUGUUCAAACAUAACGCUCUGCGCGACUGCAGCAAAAAAUUGGCGCUGACUGUCAAAAUGACCAGCGAUCCGCUAGUCAACAUGGUGGAAUCCGUUAAUGCUCAACCUUUAAAGGAAAAUCCAGGUGACGAGUACCUCCCCAUCGACCACGUGUUCGAGGGUACGGACCGGAAGCGUGUGCGUCUGCUAAACCCAUACAUUUUGCGGCUUCGUCGUGAGUCUCCACGACAAGCCUACAAACUUCGCCGCAUCGACACGAUCAGCGGCUUUUUGACUAAUACAGAUACAAAGAAAGGGGAUGACAAAAGAAGUUCCAAAAAGCAAGUUCGCUCACGGCGAGACAUGGACGGAUCGGAAGGUGACGAAUAUGCCUUGAUGCUAGGAUCCGCCGCGUCUGUCUUCACACUGGAGCAUGAGCACCCAGGCAGGCACAGCUACUCCGUACGUAUCGGCCGGCUGCAGGAACUGAUCAAAAGCCCACCCAGCACACCUGAAGUUAGCGAUCAGCUCUCCAAAGACUGUGUCUCAUUUCCAGAGAAAAGAGAUACAUGUCCAAAAGACAACGAGACGUUGCUGAUACGAGAUAAGCGGCAUAAGACGAACGAGGAAGUUGUAAUACCUAGUAAAAUACCCAGAACGCAAAAAGAUCGCCAUUAUCAGAGACGUGAGGAAGAUAUUCCUAAUGUUGACUAUGAUAUGAACAGUGUUGGAAAACUCAAGCAUGCCAAUCUAGAAACUAGGCCGAUAGAAAAUAAAAAGAAGGAGAGGAGUCGACAUGGUGACGCUCAUUAUGGGAAUGUUAGGUCCAAAGUUAACAAUACUAGGGAAGAUUCUGAUAAAGAAAAACGCGUAAGUGACGAUGUGAAGCGCAGACAACGCAAAGAUAAAGCACACGAAGAAAAGUCAAAUUAUAAAAGCAGUCGUCAUAUUCCUGAAAGCGAUUUUAAUUUGUAUGAAAUUGGAGCGCCUUACUUAUGGUACAACGUAAAAGUACAACUUUUUGAAAAACUCACUACGCCCGAAGGGAAAACUGUAUGGAACGACUUGACAAAAGGAUCGGAGGCGAGUGUAAGCUCAUCUACCCCAGAGUGGAAGGGUCCCGAUCUGAACGUACGGUACCGCUCUGCAGAGUGGGUUCCGCGGGAUGACUUCACGCUCCCGACUAUUGAUCUUUGUCUCCUAGAACCGUAUCGCGAUGAUAAUUUGACCUUCACUGAUGAUGAUGAUAUACCCAGUAGAAAUAGUCAUGAAAACUACAUAGUUGUGCCGGUUGAAGAUAUCAUCGGACUUGAAGAUAAAAUAAAGUUGAAGAAACGUUAUGAAAACGAAUCUAGUACGACUGAAAUAGAUCCGUCCAACAUGAAUGAAGAGAGUCACCGUCGAGUAGAAGUGCGUGUGUCGCGAGCGAUAUUCGGCAGUAGCAAAGAGAGCUUCGCCGUGUCGUCAUCAGGAGACGAUCGCUUCCUCACUCUGCCAUUCCACCGGCCUCACCACGCUCAGAUCGACUUGGAAGUAAGAGCUGAUGACAACCAGCUCGUGCGAGUCGGAUCAUCAGCACGUAUCUCGACUAUCGUGGCAGAUAACACGCGAAAGAAACGUACAACAUUAACUUUACAAGCGACUAACACGGGCUUAGCAUCCGCACGAUUCAAGGCCGUGGCUCGCGAAUGUGGACCAGAGCUGACUAGUAUGAUCAGCGCCAAAGGUAAAGAGGAGAUCAGCGCGGGCCCAAUCUUACUGCCGCCACAGCACACAAGAAGGCUUCACUUAGAUGUUCCGUUUGAAGUACCUGUGGACAUCACACACUGCAACGUGGCAUUAGUAAACGACGACGAAGAAUCAGUGGCGGUUCGAGAAGUGACUAUCCGUAAAGGCGAUAGAUGUUUUUGCGUCUGGCAUUGCGACUGCGUUUGUCUAAGCGAAGACCCGAAGCUGCUGUGUCGUGAAAUGUCGCAGUCGCAGCAGGUGGCGGCGGGGCUGUCGACGGCGGGGCGGCCGCGCCACGCGCGCUCCGUCUUCUACAACGACGACUGCAGCCUCAACAUACUCGCCUGCAUCAUCGGCGUCUUUAUUUUCUUGGCUUUAUUGAGUCUAAUCAAAGCGUCUGUAGGUCUUUUAUGGCCAAAGGCACAAAAUGCCGGCAUGACACUGGUUAUAAAGGAGCCGCCAGUCCUCAAGAAGUACCACGAGCCUGCUAUAGCGUGCCGUGCUGUCGAAUACGACGAUGACGGCUGGCCGAUACAUCCCGACACCAAGGAACGCACUGUUCUCAUCAUGUCCAAGGAAAAGAUGUUUAUCUUAAACGCAACUAUGUUCCUGUCUGUGCCUGGCAUCAUUUUGUUUGGACUAUUUAAAAAGUUAGGAAAAAAAUUAAAGCAUUGUGCCAAGGAACAUUACAACUACCUAUACAAGCAAGACAAGUACGCUAUGAACGCGCAAGAAGAUGUGCAGAGUGUGGAGCUGGUCCUGCGGCGGAAGCGGCGGCGGGACAGGCUCCGGAACUGGAUGACUCCCCUCGCCGAAGAGCUCACUAAAGACGUCUUCCAAGAAGGACUCACAGCUGGCAGUUGCCCAAACGAAUUACGACCACUGCUACACGACCAGAGUAUGGCUAGCAAGUCCGACAUGUUAUCCUGCGGCGACUCGGAGCAGGACGACACAGACUACGUCCUGAUGCAAAUGCAAAAGAGCCGCGAAUCUCUUGCGAGAAGCCAAAAGAAGAUAACCGAGUCCGCACUUUCAUCCGAUAGAAACCUUUCCCAAGCGAAAGACACGAGUACAAACAAACGUUGAACGAGAUUUUGAUAUACCUACCUACUAGGUACCUAGUAUUUAAUUCGUAACUUUUAUUGUUGAUGUAAU